This is a messenger RNA of Triticum urartu, 1096 nucleotides long. RefSeq lists its product as uncharacterized. NCBI's taxonomy places the organism in Eukaryota, Viridiplantae, Streptophyta, Magnoliopsida, Poales, Poaceae. Gene Ontology annotation, molecular function: metal ion binding. The record is from RefSeq and is a predicted model, not a curated record.
ACUGCACAGGCAAGAGUCUGCUCCCCAAAGUCCAAGGGUGUCACAGGUUCACGGCUAGCUCACAAUGUCCAAGAAGAUCCUGAUCAGAGCUGAUCUCAUCGGCGACAAGUGCAAGAGCAAGAUCCUGGCAACUGCUGCCAAGCUCAAGGGGAUCAAGUCUAUGGACAUUGACCAGGACAAGUGCACGCUGACGGUGGUCGGCACCGUCGAUCCGGUGCGGCUCCUGCAGUGUCUCAGGAAGUCGUGCUUCGCCGCAGUUAUCAUCAGCGUCGCAGACGACAAGCCAAAGGAGCCAGAGAAGAAGAAGGACCCCUGCCAGGAGGCCUGCGAGAAGGCCUGCAAGGACAAGUGCGAGAUGGCUUGCAAGGAGGCGUGCUGCAAGAAGAUGUGCGUGAUGGUUACUUGCAACGAGGCGUGCUGCAAGAAGAAGUGCGACACGGCUACUUGCAAUGAGGCGUGCUGCAAGAAGAAGUGCGACAUGGCUUGCAAUGAGGCGUGCUGCAAGAAGGUGACGCCGUCCUGCUACCCGUCCCGCUGCACGCCGGGCUGCGACUCCAGCCCCUGUGGCCUGCCCAGCUGCCGCUUCUACAUCUACGGCUGCGUCGUGCGCAAGCCGCCACUGGGACACGGCUGCAACAAGGGGAGGUCACGCGGACUCAGAGGAGAAUGCGGCAUCCAGUAGCCGUGCAUUCAUCAUCGAUCGUCCUGCAAGCUAAGAUUCUGCAGGAGCAUGUAUGGCGGUUUGCCGUGUCGUUGGAGUUUGCUUUUCGUAGAGUGAUGAUUCCCUUUCAUUCCCUCUCAAGACGACGGCUUUGAUCAGCAUGGUUGGUUACUUCGGGUCUGAUUCUUCGGUCUGUCUACUACUCCCCCCUUUCCUAAAUAUAAAACUUUCUAGGGAUUUCACUAUAGACUACAUAUGGAGCAAAAUAAGCAAAUCUACACUCUAAAGUAUGUCUAUAUACAUUCGUAUGUAAUAUGUAAUUUAUAGUAGAAUCUCUAAAAGAUCUUAUAUUUAGGAACAGAGGGAGUAUAAUAAAAGCAUAUGUCGGCCAGCAUUUCUAUUUGUAGAUAUUGAUGGUUACCUUAUGAAUUUAUA